UAGUGGCGAGUUGAAAUGCACUUUGUUAAGUAUCCAUUGUUAGCUGAAGGUGGAAGCAUUCUAAUUAAAACUAAAAUAGAAAGUGAUAUAAUUCUCAACAAAAUGACAAAAUACUUAGUGACACUAGCAAUUUUGUGUGUUUUCGGGGCCGUCAUAGUUCGUGGAGAAAUCGAUAAGAAAGCUAUGAUUGCUGAUUUUAUGGCUAAAGCUGAAGUGUGUAAAGGCGAGACCGGUGGCAAGGAUGCUGAUAUUGCCGAUAUGGUAGCUAGAAAACCCGCUUCAACUCCCGAAGGCAAGUGUAUGCGAUCGUGCCUUAUGAAAAAAUAUGGAGCGAUGAACGGCGAUGGUAAACUAGAUAAAGUCGUUGCCAGAGAACAUGCUGAAAUGUAUACUGAAGGUGAUCCUGCAAAGAUGACAAUAGCUGAUGAAGUUGUCGCAGCUUGCGAUGCACUGGCAGUAUCUGGAGACCACUGUGAAGCUGCAGAGGAAUAUCUGAAAUGUUUUAAGGAGCAGGCUAAAGCCCAUGGAAUUGAAGACAUUGACUUCUAAAAGCUAUCGGACCAAUGCUGUUAUGGACCAAAAUAUACACACGUUAUGCUUUAAUCUUAAGUUUAGUUAUUAAAUAAAUAAUGAUUAUAUGAUUAUAGCUUGCAAUAUCAAAA
Molecule: messenger RNA, 662 nt
Organism: Stomoxys calcitrans (stable fly)
Lineage: Eukaryota; Metazoa; Arthropoda; Insecta; Diptera; Muscidae
Product: general odorant-binding protein 28a
Exons: 3
Coding region: 16-549 (177 amino acids)
Biological process (GO): sensory perception of smell
Molecular function (GO): odorant binding
Source: RefSeq, a predicted model, not a curated record